Messenger RNA from Armigeres subalbatus, 4188 nucleotides. RefSeq names its product transcriptional activator protein Pur-beta (gene Pur-alpha). Bases 1757 to 2674 code for a protein of 305 amino acids. Gene Ontology annotation, cellular component: nucleus. NCBI's taxonomy places the organism in Eukaryota, Metazoa, Arthropoda, Insecta, Diptera, Culicidae. The transcript has 5 exons. Gene Ontology annotation, molecular function: purine-rich negative regulatory element binding; RNA polymerase II transcription regulatory region sequence-specific DNA binding; DNA-binding transcription factor activity, RNA polymerase II-specific. The record is from RefSeq and is a predicted model, not a curated record. Gene Ontology annotation, biological process: regulation of transcription by RNA polymerase II.
UCAAGUCCUAUCGCGAUUUCUGCUGGCUGCUGCUUGGUCGCUGGCUUCUCACUCUCGUUACCGUCGGUGUCAAGUUCGGUAGAAGGUUGAACGCUGCUUGGCAGUGGCCGUCGUCGGUCGGUUUUGAACCAGAGAAAAGUGCAGAAGAAUAAAAAGCAGCAGCUUAGAGGCUGCCCUCUGUGUGUUUCCAAUUGUGCGAAGCUAAAAUCUACAAAUUUAUGGUGAGUGCUUGAUUUUUGGGACGCCUUGUCGAGUGAAUCGGACAGUGCUUGUGCCAGACGGCGGAAUACGGCCAACGGAAUGUGGAUUACGGCCUAGACGGUUGCGGAUUAGUGGAAAAUUGGAAUACCUUUGCCCGAAAGCUGACGUUCCAGACGGUGGCCCAGGAAAAACACGGAAAAUUAGCAACCUAAUCGGAGCAGUACUCCGAUAUCGGAAGUGGGGCUCGUGACAAGUAGGAUCGAUUGCAGCACGGGAGCUGGAGCGCAGUGUUCGAAGGAUAGAGUGGCCUUCUGGUCUCGAAGAAUCCCCAAUAAAGCGUACGACGUCAGAAUCUGGUUUCUGUCGAGACAGUGCAGAAAAAUUCAUGGAACAACAGCACCAUCCGAAAAGUGAAUCGAUCCGGACUUGCAGUUGUCGCUGCUGGUAGAUUAUCGGGAAGUUUGUGCUCGGGCAACCUGUGAAAAGUGCUGAAAAAUAUUGAAAUGUGAGCAAUUCCUCUGUGGGAUAGUGUAGCUUGGGAACCAGAAGGUAUAGACGUGACUAGGCAAAUUAGUGAUUCGCGAGGCAGCACAAGUUAGCGAGCAACGACUAACGAACGAAGAAGACGAAGAAGCAAAACGUGAAGCCCGAAAAUGAUUCGCGAAUGACCAAACGAAAGGAAACGCGAUAAAGCAGGAGCAGUAGCAGCAACGGAGAAGCAUACGGCCAGAGAAGUGCUAUCGAUUUUCCUCGUGAUCCAGAGUGGUACCCGCGAGGAAGCCAUCAGUGGCAGUAGGUGACAGAAAGAGAAAGGAAGAAGAGCGUGUGUGUCGGUCGGUCGGUCGAAGAACAGCUGAGACGCGGACUUGAGUGUGGCAGAAAACAGCUGCGACGGCACCGAACUGGGGGUGUGUGUGCGCGCGCCAGCGGAGCGAAGUGGGUGAAAAUUUCAGCGAUAUGAAGUGUGGAAACUGUCGUCUUUGAUCGAUAGUAAAUUGUGCUUUUCCGAAUUUUCCAUGUGGCCCCCAGUGUCCAAACGAAGAGAAUUAGUAGUGCGUGUCCUCCCCGGAGCAUAGGAGACACCUUAAAUAGGUGGGUGAAGGACGCAGCGAAGAAAGUAACAAAAGGAACCAAACAGAUCUAGUGUGGUUCAGUGGGAAGGAAAAUCCGAGUGGGUGGUGGGUGUGAAGAGGUGCUAAAGGUGGAAAAGUUCACGCACUCACGCACGGGAGUGAAACAUCUGUUCGUUGUCGGACGAACGAAACGUCGCUGUUGGUGUGCGAGUGAAUCGUUCCAAAGAGGGCGACGAGAGCGACAACACAGACAGCAGCAGCAGAGCACACAGGUUAACGACAGCGUUGCCAGAUCAACCGGUUGACUGGCAACUCUGUUGUUGAACGUUACUGUUACGUCCGGCCCUCGGUAGGAUAGGUGCCCCCGGUUCGGAAGUGCUCACGGCGCUACCGGCCAUCUUUUCUUUUGGGACCCGGUUACAGAAGCGGCUUGUAAAAUAAAUUUUAAUCUGACGCUCGGUUGGUUCGGCGGUGCUUCUGAAAUGUCCGACACCGGCAGUGGACACGACGGAGCCCAUAAGGACUACUCGCAAAAAAUGGACGGCGGUGGCGGCGGAGACUUCGACUCCGGUCAGCAAAGUCAACAAACCGAGCAGGAACUGGCCACAAAAAUGCUACAGAUCCAGUCGAAACGGUUCUAUCUGGAUGUGAAGCAAAACCGCCGAGGUCGGUUUAUCAAAGUGGCAGAAAUCGGUGCCGACGGAAGGCGCAGUCAGAUAUUCUUGGCCCUGUCGACGGCGGCCGAGUUCCGAGACCACCUAUCGACGUUCAGCGACUACUACGCGUCGCUAGGACCACCGAAUCCCGACAACGUUCCCGAGGAUGGCAAGCUAAAAUCAGAGAUGAUGAUCAAGGACAAUCGGCGGUAUUACCUUGAUCUGAAAGAAAACGUCCGGGGUCGAUUUCUGCGCGUAUCACAGACAAUUACCCGCGGUGGCCCCCGAUCGCAGAUCGCCAUCCCGGCGCAGGGGAUGAUCGAGUUCCGCGACGCCCUGACGGACCUGCUGGAAGAGUUCGGCACGAACGACGGCGGAUUCAAGGGGGAACUGCCCGAGGGGCGUCACAUGCGCGUCGACAACAAAAACUUCUACUUUGACAUCGGACAGAACAGCCGGGGCAUCUACAUGCGGGUGUCGGAGGUGAAAAGCAACUUCCGGACCGCGAUAACGGUGCCGGAGAAGUGCUGGUCGCGGUUCCGCGACAUCCUGACGGAUUACUGCGACAAGAUGAAGAAAACGUCCGAGUCAACCACAUCGUCGAUCACUGCCGAUAACCCAUUGCAGAAGCAAACAUCAAAUAAUAUGCCAUUCGAUUUGUUCAACAUGGUACUCUGCCCGAUAGUUGACAUUGGCAAUGACGAACGCUGUCAGUUGGAGGCCUACUUUGAUCCAAAAUGUUGAAUCUGUAUUUAGUUUUACUUUCCGUUUUCUGUUGUCACUCGCGCUUCACUGACAGCUGGCAGCGACAACUGACAGCUGGGCAGUGAUGCGCGAGUGUUUUUUUUUUUUAAUUUUUAGUUUCCACCUUGUUGACAAUGUUAAGUGAUUAUUUUUAACGAUAUUUUAUUUACGCGUUAUGCAAACUAGGUAUUCAAAUUGGAAUAAAGUAUGAAGCUAUGACUACUUUAUCGAUAUAAAAAGAAAAAAAAUAAGAAAUGAACGAUACAAACAAGAAAAAAGAUAAUAUAAAAAUAUUUUUAGGUGAGAUGAAGUUUUCGGUUUGAUUUUUUAUAUAGGAAUCUAAAUUAUUUAAUCCGUUUAUAAAUGCUUUUCCUGAGAAAACAAAAGAGAGAAAUAGAGGAAAAUCAUUAAGAUUUAAAGUAAAAAGAAAGUAAAACAUAAUGAAAGGAAAUUAUGACGAUGUUACAAAGAAACACAAGCAAAAAGAAAAUGAUAAUGCUGUAGAAUUCGCGAAUCAAAUGAUCAAUCUAGAUAAACGGUUUUAUUCUUUGAUUAAGAUACUAGAAUGGAAGAAACAAACACAGAGAGAGAAACCAGAAAUGGGCAUACCACAACAACUAGUAGAGAACACGAAAGAAAGAGAGAGAAUAAACAUAGCAACAAAUAGAAACAUGAAAUGAAAGAAGGGAUCUAUAGAAUACAUGAAAUGUAGGGGGUUAUAACUAUUAAUAAAAAAAAUAUCCACACGUGGCCGCGUUCCUCUUGAAGGGGAACCAACGCGUGCCACGGGGAUGAUGUGAUGUGUGUAAGCAGUAAGCAUUCAUUCGUAAGUAAACGUAUAAGAGCAACAACAGGUCUCACAAACACAAACAAACAAACCAACCAAUAUAGAGGAAAAAUGGGCAACCAUUUUAAAAAAAUGCGAAAGCUGUGAUUCACGUUCUGAGAUCGGGUUUUUGCAAAUUCAAUAAAACUCUUCGUAUAUGAAACUCCCGCUGGCGCGAUGAACAUUAACCGAUUAAAAAACACUUUUCAAAAUCGAACAUAAAUCACAAGAUAUAUCAAAUCGACUUGAAUUCGAACAGAGCACCUUUAAUGUGUGAUGAAUACAAAAUAAAAAGAAGAAAAAAACUACCAUGUUCAAUAUUUACCAUUCAACACAAUUCGAUUCAUCAGAGUUGGAAAAUUUUCCGAUAGCAAAUUAGCAUUGAUUGGUUAGGCUUGACAGACAAACGUCCUUACAAACAGUCCCAGCAGUAAAAUACAGAAAUACAGAAUUAACUAAAAAAAAAUAGCCAACGUACGGAGAGGGAGCAUCUGCAAGUGGAGUGAUGGACGACAAACACGAAGAUAAACAUGCACUAGUGUUGUAAUGGAUUAAGGAAUAAACAAGUCGACAGCUUAAAAAGGUGUUUUGAUUAUUUGAUUCAGGUGUUACAAUGUUAGUAGGAAAUAUACUAAUAAAUGUGAUUACAAACAACAAAUCCAAUAAAGAAAAAAAAAAAACAAAAAAA